CUCUUCACUCCCCCACCCCACCCCACUCAGUCCUCCCUGCCCAGCGCGUCUGGACGCAGAUUUAGGAAGCGAUUUCGCUCACGUUUUAGAACAAGGAAGACAGGCGCGGAGUGCAACAUUGCAGGACUCGGAUUGCAACCCGGGACACCCUCCGGAGGCUCGGAGCAGAGGAAGGAGGAGGAGGGCGGACGGAAGCCAGUGUGCAGUUCGAGUUUUGAUAGCGCUGGGAGAAGAGAGCCUGAAUCAGAGAUUUUUUUUUUUUUUUUUUUUAAGGCCAGAGACUUUUCCGCUCUCUCGCUCGCUGGCGAAGCCGGGUCUACGCUGCUGCAGACGCCUCCAGCGAGAGAGAGGGAGAGGAAGACAGACGGGGGGCGGGGAAGAAGAAGGAGAAGAGAAGGUAAAAAAAGUCUCGGCGCUGAGCCGUCCGCAGCUGCAACAAAGCGCCGGGGGGCCCGGGAGCGAGUCCUGGGACCCGGGGCUGCCGCGUCGAGUUGGCUGCGCCGCGGGGCUCGGGCGCCAGGGAGACCCUGCUCGCCGCUCUCGCCGGCGAAACCGACUUCCAGGAGCGGCUUCUGAAAACACGCGAGGCACCGGGACAGUCACCCGAGCGACUAUGUCUCCUGAUUUCUCGCCUUGCCCUCUUUAAAAGCGGCAUCCCCCCCUCCCCAAAAGGCACUCCCCCCUUCCCUAGGGUGCUUUCGUUGUGAUUUCCCCCCCUUGUUGCUUUGCUUUCUUUCUUUUUUUCUCUCUCAAACUAUGCGCUGCUGUUAAAGAGCAAAAACAAAAGCAAACAGCAGCUGCGGACUCGUCCCCGGCUGGAGCCCAGCGCCCCGCCUGGAGUGCAUGAGCCUCUCCAUGAGAGAUCCGGUCAUUCCGGGGACAAGCAUGGCUUACCAUCCGUUCCUACCUCACCGGGCGCCGGACUUCGCCAUGAGCGCGGUGCUGGGUCACCAGCCGCCCUUCUUCCCCGCGCUGACGCUGCCUCCCAACGGCGCGGCGGCGCUCUCGCUGCCCGGCGCCCUGGCCAAGCCGAUCAUGGAUCAAUUGGUGGGGGCGGCCGAGACCGGCAUCCCUUUCUCGUCCCUGGGGCCCCAGGCGCAUCUGAGGCCUCUGAAGACCAUGGAGCCCGAAGAAGAGGUGGAGGAUGACCCCAAGGUGCACCUCGAGGCCAAAGAACUUUGGGAUCAGUUCCACAAGCGAGGCACCGAGAUGGUCAUUACCAAGUCGGGAAGGCGAAUGUUUCCUCCGUUUAAAGUAAGGUGUUCUGGGCUGGAUAAAAAAGCCAAAUACAUUUUGUUGAUGGACAUUAUAGCUGCUGAUGACUGUCGAUACAAAUUCCAUAAUUCUCGGUGGAUGGUGGCUGGUAAGGCUGACCCUGAAAUGCCAAAGAGAAUGUACAUUCACCCAGACAGCCCUGCUACCGGGGAACAGUGGAUGUCCAAAGUUGUCACUUUCCACAAACUGAAACUUACCAACAACAUUUCGGACAAACACGGAUUUACUUUGGCCUUCCCAAGUGAGCACGCAACGUGGCAGGGGAAUUAUAGUUUUGGUACUCAGACCAUUUUGAACUCGAUGCACAAAUACCAGCCUCGGUUCCACAUUGUGAGAGCCAAUGACAUUUUGAAACUUCCUUAUAGUACAUUUCGGACCUACUUGUUCCCCGAAACCGAAUUCAUCGCCGUGACAGCAUACCAGAAUGAUAAGAUAACUCAGUUAAAAAUAGACAACAACCCUUUCGCAAAAGGUUUCCGGGACACUGGAAAUGGCAGAAGAGAAAAAAGAAAACAGCUCACCCUGCAGUCUAUGAGGGUGUUUGAUGACAGGCAGAAGAAGGAGAAUGGGACCUCAGAUGAGUCCUCGAGCGAACAGGCCACCUUCAACUGCUUCGCACAGUCCUCGUCUCCAGCCGUCUCCACUGUAGGGACAUCGAACCUCAAAGAUCUGUGUCCCAGCGAGGGGGAGAGCGACGCCGAGGCCGACAGCAAAGAGGAGCACGGCCCCGAGGCCUGCGACGCGGCUAAGAUCUCCACCACCACGUCGGAGGAGCCGUGCCGCGACAAGGGCAGCCCCGCCGUCAAGGCGCACCUCUUCGCCGCCGAGCCCGGCGGCCGGCCCCGGGACUCCGGGCGGCUGGACAAGGCGUCGCCCGACUCGCGCCACAGCCCGGCCACCAUCUCGUCCAGCACCCGCGGCCUGGGCGGCGAGGAGCGCCGGAGCCCCGGCCGCGAGGGCGCGGCCACGUCCAAGGCCGAGGAGGCGCGCGCGCUGCCCGGCAAGGAGGCCUUCGCGCCGCUCACGGUGCAGACGGACGCGGCCGCCGCACACCUGGGCCAGGGCCCCCUGCCGGGCCUGGGCUUCGCCCCCGGGCUGGCGGGUCAGCAGUUCUUCAACGGGCACCCGCUCUUCCUGCACCCCGGCCAGUUCGCCAUGGGGGGCGCCUUCUCCAGCAUGGCGGCCGGCAUGGGGCCCCUGCUGGCCACCGUGUCCGGGGCCUCCACCGGCGUCUCGGGCCUGGACUCCACCGCCAUGGCCUCCGCCGCCGCGGCGCAGGGACUGUCGGGGGCGUCGGCGGCCACCCUGCCCUUCCACCUCCAGCAGCACGUCCUGGCCUCUCAGGGCCUGGCCAUGUCGCCUUUCGGAAGCCUGUUCCCUUACCCGUACACGUACAUGGCCGCGGCGGCCGCAGCAUCCUCGGCGGCGGCUUCCAGCUCCGUGCACCGCCACCCCUUCCUCAACCUGAACACCAUGCGCCCGCGGCUGCGCUACAGCCCCUACUCGAUCCCCAUGCCCGUCCCGGACAGCAGCGGCCUGCUCACCACCGCCCUGCCCUCCAUGGCCGCGGCCGCGGGGCCCCUGGACGGCAAAGCCGCCGCGCUGGCCGCCAGCCCGGCCUCGGUGGCCGUGGACUCGGGCUCGGAGCUCAACAGCCGCUCCUCCACGCUCUCUUCUAGCUCUGUGUCCUUGUCGCCCAAACUCUGCCCGGAGAAGGAGGCGGCCACCAGCGAACUGCAGAGCAUCCAGCGGCUGGUCAGCGGCCUGGAGGCCAAGCCAGACAGGUCCCGCAGCGGGUCCCCGUAGGGCCCUCCCCAGGCAGACCUCUUCAUUCCAGUCUCCAGUCUGCAGUGCACUUUGUUGGACGUAAAAUAAACCGCGGGCGCGCCGCGGGGUUGGCCCUUUGUGCGUCCUGCCUGGGAAGGGGGUGCCGGACUCCUCGGCAACGUGCUAGAAACCGGCCCCGUCUUCCCGGCGUGGUCUCUGUAUCCAGGAUCUGACUGGGAUCCCGGGGCCCAGAAAUGUCUGUUGCGUUGAGCAGUUGGGGUAGGAGUUAAACCAUUUCUGGCCACAGCACCUCUAGACCGCUCUGAUUGCUGUGGGGAGAAGGUGGCCAGGCCCGCCAGAAGGGGAGGUGUGGAAAGGCUUCUCCCCCAGUGCAGAUCUGUCUGUCUGUCUCUCUCUAUAUAUAUUUUUCCUUCACCGUGUCAAGUAGAAACAAAAACAAAUAAAAUUUAAAAAAAUAUACUGGGGACAAAUGAAUACAUUAACAUGAUUCUGUUUGUGAACAUUAAAAGCUUUAUCGCGACUUGCAUAUCAGUUCUAAAUAAAUGACGGAGAAGCAUUGUUUGGGGGAAGGAAGUCCUUGCCACCCUUGUUUGGUCUCUAUUAAGGAAAUCUGUGUCUUUUUAAUAUUCUUGUGAUGUUUUAAGAGCCGCUAUAGGUCUCUUCUUUGCAUGGUCCACAGUAAUGUAUUUGCGGUUUUUAUUUUGAAUGCUUGCUUUUAGAGAGAAAAGAACAUGAACCCACACCCCCCCCCAUUCUCUACCCUCCAAUCGGCAAGCCCAAGGGGAGGAUUUAAAGAGAAGGGGUGAGGAGAAACACACACACACAAUGAAUUUAUUUUAUCUCCGCUUUGUAGGAGGAUUUAUGUCUCAGUUAAUUCUCUUUCCUCUAUAUGCAAUAACAAGGUUUUAAGAAAAAUAAUAAAGAAGAAGCGAGACUAUUAGACAAAGUAUUUAUGUAAUUAUUUGAUAACUCCUGUAAAUAGGUGGAAUAUGAAUGCUCGGAAAAUUAAACUUUAAUUUAUUGACAUUGUACAUAGCUCUAUGUAAAUAAGAUCGCAGCCGCCAGGUUUUGUGUUCUUGUUUUCCUUUCGUCAAUUUUAUUUCAAGGCCACAGGAUUGCUUUUAAAACUAGAAAACACACUUUCUGCACCGACACCCAACAGACUUUCCAAAGAGCUGUCUGAGAAGAAAAGAAAAAAGGAUUUUUCUUUUUUUAGUGUCCAAGAGUUGGGGUAAGAGGCCAUUGUCUAUUUCACCCCAAACUGGGGAGGUGUGCAACUUCCCUUAAAUUCCUUAAGAUAGAACACCCUGAGAGUGUUUCUGAGAUUGCUUGGGAGGGGCGGGGGUGGGGGGGGCCGGGAGUGCAGAGGCUGUGGAUUGAUUUCCUAAUUUUUCUUUUGUAUUUGUAUUUGCUAGUCUGAUUUCUUCAAAACGAAGUGGGAUUGACUACUGUCUUCAAUAUUGAUGGUGUUUUGAAUUUGGUGCCUCUAGAGCUAUAUAGUCCCAGUUCACAGGUCAGGUGCUGAGAGAUGGUUUAAAGACAAAAACUCAUGAAGGUAUAUUUUGUGUUAAUAAUUGUUGAUGAGUUCUUUGGUUUUCUGUAUUUCUUCCCCUCUCUUUAAAAAACAGCAUUGAAAUUUCAAUAAAUUUUUAUUGAAAUGUC
This is a messenger RNA of Hyaena hyaena (striped hyena), 4725 nucleotides long. It is a transcript of the gene TBX3, whose product is annotated as T-box transcription factor 3. The coding region runs from base 844 to 3081 and encodes 745 amino acids. NCBI's taxonomy places the organism in Eukaryota, Metazoa, Chordata, Mammalia, Carnivora, Hyaenidae. Gene Ontology annotation, biological process: positive regulation of cell population proliferation; regulation of transcription by RNA polymerase II; positive regulation of DNA-templated transcription. The transcript is spliced from 8 exons. Gene Ontology annotation, cellular component: nucleus. Gene Ontology annotation, molecular function: DNA-binding transcription factor activity, RNA polymerase II-specific; RNA polymerase II cis-regulatory region sequence-specific DNA binding. The record is from RefSeq and is a predicted model, not a curated record.